AGAGCACUUGGCUGUCAGGUUCUGUGAUCACCUAGACACUUUCGCCUGCCAUGUCCCGCGUCGCCAGCGUGGUGUGCGCUGUUUCCCUGGCGCUCUACGGCGCCAGCUGCUUCAUCCUGCCGGCCAGCACGCCACGUGGUGCGCCGCAGCAGGGUGCCGGCGCGGUUGCGCAGCAGCCAAGUGCUGCCGCCACUCAGGAGUCCGCUGGAUCUUGGAGCCCUCUCGCCAUCGGCGCUGCCCUGGGACUGCUGGCUGCAGUGGCCACCACCCGGCCUGCCCUGGCGGCGGACCUGGAGAACGGCGAGGCCGUGUUCCAGGGCAACUGCACGGCCUGCCAUGCGGGUGGCAACAACAGCAUCGUGGCUGAGAAGAAGCUGAAGAAGGAUGCCCUGGUCACCUACGGCAAGUACGACGUGAGCGCCAUCAUCACCCAGGUCACCAACGGCAACGGCUCCAUGCCUGCCUUCGGUGACAAGCUCGGCCCUGAUGACAUCGAGGAUGUGGCGAAUUACGUCUACAACAAGGCGGACAAGUGGUGAGUCUUUUUUCAACUGCCCGGUGCAGCACUCUAAGUCAUGGCUUUGAGUGCCGCAGUGCACUUGGCAUUGCCAUGGAGCCCGCAUCGUCGCGAGCAAGAUGAAAGCG
This is a messenger RNA of Effrenium voratum, 645 nucleotides long. The record is from the annotation of a GenBank genome assembly. NCBI's taxonomy places the organism in Eukaryota, Dinophyceae, Suessiales, Symbiodiniaceae.